UCAAGAUGGCGGCGCACAUGGAGUUUUUGUGUUCUUUUUAUUCCUAAAUUUAUUUUCUUAAACCUCACGAAUCUAUUGAAGAUUGUUAUUAACUUUUUCGAAAUCACAAUGAGCUUAUUUGGGCGUUUCGCUAGGACAUUUUUGCAAAAUGUCAACAAGAGAACGUUGCUCCCUCUCCGUCCUCAGAUGGCAAUUCGGUUUGUUCACCGUCCAGUGGCCCUUUCUCCUGCUCCAGCACCGAUUGUCCCGAAUAUCGAAGAUCUGCCUCAAUUUGGUACCUUCAGCCCUUCUGUCUGUCAGUUUAUAGCUGAAAGGCAGCACGAAAAUAGCAACUCUAGGAUCAAAUCAUGGGUGACAAGACUAGCUGAUGAAAAACCAGUUGGUUUAAUUGACUUGAAUGAGUUUGUAUUCGGAGAGAAUCCAAGAAUUGAUAUAUUGCAUAGGGUUGUAGUAUGGCAACGAGCCAAACGCCGAGCAGGAACUGCUUGUGUGAAAGGACGGAGUGAAGUCAGAGGUGGCGGAAGAAAACCAUGGCCCCAGAAAGGACAUGGUAGAGCACGACAAGGAAGCAUCAGAGCACCGCAAUUUAGAGGAGGUGGAGUUGUUCAUGGACCUAAACCAAAAAGUUAUGCAUAUACUUUACCAAAGAAAGUCAGAAGGAUGGGACUAAGAGUUGCUCUCUCUGUGAGAUAUGCACAGGGAGAUCUUCAUAUUGUUGAGUCUUUUGAAGACAUUGAAGAUGAAAAGGAUUUAAUUCCCAUUCUUGACAAAAGAGGAUGGAAAUCUGCUGUUUUAGUUGAUAGUGUACCUAAUCCCAGUCUUAUUGGUGCCAGUGAAGAUCUUGAAAAAAUCGAUGUCUUCUAUAGUGAAAAUGUAAAUGUGUACAGUAUUUUAUUAAGACAUAACUUAGUUCUAUCGCUCGAUGCUGUUAAACAACUGGAAGAGAGAUUGGUGGAAGAUGAUCGGAUAAUUCAAAACCACUUUGAAUAAAUGCAUUUGUAAAAAAAGAUCUUUAUUAAUAAUAAAAUAUAGAAAAUGGCUGA
Messenger RNA from Exaiptasia diaphana, 1043 nucleotides. RefSeq names its product 50S ribosomal protein L4. Bases 109 to 990 code for a protein of 293 amino acids. NCBI's taxonomy places the organism in Eukaryota, Metazoa, Cnidaria, Anthozoa, Actiniaria, Aiptasiidae. Gene Ontology annotation, molecular function: structural constituent of ribosome. The transcript is spliced from 10 exons. Gene Ontology annotation, cellular component: ribosome. The record is from RefSeq and is a predicted model, not a curated record. Gene Ontology annotation, biological process: translation.